This is a messenger RNA of Zonotrichia leucophrys gambelii, 1053 nucleotides long. RefSeq names its product chromosome 20 C20orf204 homolog (gene C20H20orf204). The record is from RefSeq and is a predicted model, not a curated record. The coding region runs from base 1 to 954 and encodes 317 amino acids. NCBI's taxonomy places the organism in Eukaryota, Metazoa, Chordata, Aves, Passeriformes, Passerellidae. The transcript has 5 exons.
AUGAGAACACUCCUCGUGUUGAUUUUUUGGGGGUCUCACCCUGGGCAGUCCCUUGGUGCCAUUGUCAGUGUUCACUCUGAACGCAGAGUGAAAGAAUCGCCCCACGCCAACAGAAAUCGAAACUGCGGGGGUUUGCAGCCGAGCGUGCAGCUCCGGGCUGGGGACACGCGUGGGUUGGAACCCCCGGGUGGCUGCGAGCAGGGGCUGCUGCCCCGCCGGCCCCUCCGGCCCUUGGGACCCUGUGGCACCCCGGGCACGGCCGCUGCUCCCGCGGCCGGGGGGGCCGGGCGGGCUCCCGGGGCUGGGCCGGCGCCGGUGCCGUGUCCCGUCCCCCCCGCGGCCGCCGGGCCCGUCCCCUCCCCUCCCACCGUGGAGCCAAGUUCAAACCGCGGGCCCCGGCGCAGCGGGACGGGGCCGGACCGGGCUCCCCGGGACCCGCGGGGCUCCAUGAUUUUCCCCCGGGUGCUGUCCUGUGCUGUUCUGCUGCUCCUGCUGGUGGCCGUGCUGAGCAGAGGCAGGAGGUGCAGCAUCGCCAGGAUCCUGCGGCAGUACCGUGCAGUCAUCUUCCAUGAGCUCCAGAACCUGAGGAACCUGACUGGGUCAGUGUACAGGAGUGGGAGGGCUGGGCCCGCUUGUCGUUCAGACAAGGACCAGAGGAUCCUGCUGUCCAUCUACAACAUCAGCAUGUCCCUGCGGGAGGCGGGGGACACCCUGCAGGGCCCCGAGGAGCUGGUGGUCUGGAGGGUGGCCAGGAACACCAACACUGUGCUCCGGGAGAACUGCAGGAGAAUCAGCAAGAGCCCAGCUCACCCCGGCCCGGCCCCGCGGCGGCAGCCGGCCCGCAGGAGGCAGCAGCGGCUGCGGGACCUCGGCAGGAAGGCGGAGAGGCUGCAGACCUGCUGGGAGAAGCUCAACGCCCUGCACGCUCCCCGCCAAACCUCCUGGGACUCGUAGGAACGGCCUGGCCUCCCACCGGGGGAUGGAUGCGCUGCUCCAGCCCCGGGGCUGGUUUGGGAAGCUGGGACAGACUCAGCCCUGAGGGCUGGAUUCAUC